Salvia hispanica is the source of this 527-nucleotide messenger RNA. Lineage: Eukaryota; Viridiplantae; Streptophyta; Magnoliopsida; Lamiales; Lamiaceae. The record is from RefSeq and is a predicted model, not a curated record.
AUUCAAAUUCCAUGCACAAAAAAAACUCUUCUACAAAAAAUUCUAGCAACAAUGGCCACUAAGAGAAACACUUCACUUGCUCUAUUCCUUUCCCUCAACCUACUCUUCUUCACGUUGGCCACUUCUUGGACUCCGCCGAGCCCUAAACCGAGCGCCUCGUGCCCUAGAGAUGCCCUAAAACUCGGCAUCUGUGCCGACCUACUAGGCAGCCUUCUCAACUUGACAAUUGGGACACCUCCGACAACGCCAUGCUGCAGCCUCAUCGAGGGGCUGGUUGAUCUCGAGGCUGCGGUCUGCCUUUGCACUGCGAUUCGGGCUAACAUUUUGGGGAUUAACCUUAAUGUCCCACUCUCUCUCAGCUUGCUCCUCAAUGUGUGCAACAAGAAUGUGCCCAAGGACUUUGUCUGUGCUUAGUGGCAAAGCAUGUUUGCUUGACUUUGAUGUUACCUCUGGUUUGAGUGGUUUUAUUAUUAUUGUGCUUGUUUGAGAUGUCUUCAAUAAAAGUAAUUAAUGUGUAUUGGGAUUUA